AUGGCUAGCCCGAGUGCUUUGCGGCCAUCCACUGGCUGCUUAUUACGAAUUGGCUCACAAUUUGCCUCCGCCCGGGCUGCCACAUUCUCAACCACAGCUCGACAGUGCAAGCGGAAGACCAAAGACAACAAUAAGAAUCGAGGCGUCAGCAGCCUAUACGGGUCAGGGCCUCGAGAGCGCCUUUCCAUGUCCGACGUGCCUCUACCUAAGCCACGCGACUUCAAACCAAAGAUUGCCGUUGACGAAAACCACGGUCUGUGGGGAUUCUUCCCCGAGUCUGGCAAGGCGCUGUGGUCGCCCAAGGAAACUGAGGAACACGGACGGGCGUGGACUGUGGAAGAGCUUCGAAAGAAGUCAUGGGAGGACCUGCAUUCUCUGUGGUGGGUGUGCUGCAAAGAGAGAAAUAUGCUCGCAACGUCCAAGGUGGAGUUGGUAAGGGGCAAGUUUGGAUUCGGCGAUAGGGAACUGGAGGCACGAGAUGACGAGGUCAGGAAAACUAUGCGAUCUAUCAAACACGCCCUGACGGAACGAUACUACACUUGGGAGGAGGCUGUGGGUGUGGCAGCGUCUGAUCCUGAGAUUGACAUGCACGCGGAAGAUGGCCAGGUCUACAAACCCUCAGCGUACGAGGAGGAUGUUGUUGAGGAGAGUUGGGCGGAAGGGAAGAGCGCGGAACAGGAGUCAGUCAAAGUCAAGGCUGAGAAGGAACCGAGCCGGUGA
This is a messenger RNA of Pochonia chlamydosporia 170, 720 nucleotides long. Its product is annotated as 50S ribosomal protein L4. Gene Ontology annotation, biological process: mitochondrial translation. The coding region runs from base 1 to 720 and encodes 239 amino acids. Gene Ontology annotation, cellular component: mitochondrial large ribosomal subunit; mitochondrial ribosome. NCBI's taxonomy places the organism in Eukaryota, Fungi, Ascomycota, Sordariomycetes, Hypocreales, Clavicipitaceae. Gene Ontology annotation, molecular function: structural constituent of ribosome. The transcript has 2 exons. The record is from RefSeq and is a predicted model, not a curated record.